AAUCCACAAUGGCAAAUAUACCCUCCCACAUAUCCAGGCUUCAGCUUGGCAUACACUACUAAAGCUAAUCCACAAUCACAAUUGUCUACUACUUCAACUUUUACUUCUGAUAAUUUGAUUCAGAUUAUUGAUGAAAUUUUUAAAAGAAUGAAUGACCUUAUAGAUAAGAUGAAUUAG
Molecule: messenger RNA, 177 nt
Organism: Dentiscutata erythropus
Lineage: Eukaryota; Fungi; Glomeromycota; Glomeromycetes; Diversisporales; Gigasporaceae
Source: the annotation of a GenBank genome assembly